UGAGGUUAGGAAAUUGAAUUUAGAGAAAAAGCCGGCGAAGGUUCUGUGUUAUGCCGACGAUUUUUCAAAGUCCAGAGAGAAUUAAACUUCUUUAAUUCUUUUGAAAGUUAUAUUACGAAAAAAAAAGUAUAAUGGAGCUCACUGACGAUAAUCUCUUCACGCUGAGUGAAUACUUAAAGCAUACACUUAGCCCUGACGUCGAUGUCAGACGCCCUGCUGAAAAGUUUUUGGAAUCAAUAGAAUUAAAUCAAAACUAUCCGUUGCUUUUACUUCAUUUAGUAGACAAAUCCGAAGUCGAUCUAACUAUUAGAGUAGCUGGAGCUAUUGCGUUUAAAAACUACAUAAAAAGAAAUUGGAAAACUGAAGAAGAUUCUGUAAAUAAAAUACAUGAUCAAGAUCGUAUUACUGUUAAAAAACUUAUUAUAAACUUAAUGCUACAUUCACCCGAUUCAAUACAAAAACAAUUGUCCGAUGCGGUUUCAGUUAUUGGCAGGCAUGAUUUUCCUGCUCAGUGGCCAGAAUUAAUAGAUCAGAUGGUAGAUAAAUUCAACACAGGGGAUUUUCAUAUUAUUAACGGAGUUUUACAUACAGCUCAUUCUUUAUUUAAACGAUAUAGAUAUGAAUUUAAAAGUGAAGUAUUAUGGACUGAAAUAAAAUAUGUCUUAGAUAAAUUUGCAAAACCAUUAACCGAUCUUUUCUUGGCAACGAUGAAUCUCACUCAAGUGCAUGCUAAUAACGUACAAGCAUUAAAAGUCAUAUACAAUUCAUUAGCUAUUUUAUGUAAAGUAUUUUAUUCGCUCAAUUUUCAGGAUUUACCAGAAUUUUUCGAAGAUAAUAUGUCCGUGUGGAUGAGCAACUUUCAUAAUUUGCUCACUGUUAAUGUACCAUCAUUGAAAACUGGGGAUGACGAAGAAGCUGGCGUGAUAGAACAAUUAAAAUCACAAGUUUGCGAUAACGUGUGUUUAUACGCACAAAAAUAUGAUGAAGAAUUUCAACAAUUUUUACCUCAAUUUGUCACAGCAAUUUGGAAUUUGCUUACAUCUACAGGUCGACAAAUAAAAUAUGAUGCGCUUGUAUCCAACGCGUUGCAGUUUUUAGCAACAGUCGCGGAUCGUUCUCAAUAUAGGAAUCUUUUUGAAGAUGCGACGACUCUGAGUAGUAUUUGUGAAAAAGUCAUUAUUCCAAAUAUGGAAUUUCGGAAGUCGGAUAAUGAAUUAUUCGAGGAUAAUCCUGAAGAAUAUAUUCGUCGCGAUAUCGAAGGCAGUGAUGUAGAUACUAGGAGGAGAGCCGCGUGCGAUCUUGUGAAAGUGCUAUCAAAAUAUUUUGAAGAUAAAAUUAUGGAAAUCUUCGGUGCUUAUAUACAGGCCAUGCUGCAAAACUAUCUUACUAAACCUGCAGAAAAUUGGCGUAGCAAAGAUGCGGCUAUAUAUCUUAUAACAAGUAGUGCUAGUAAAGGGCAAACUCAGAAACAUGGUGUAACUCAAAGUAGCGAUCUUGUACCUCUUCCCCAAUUUGCAGCGCAACACAUUGAGCCUGAGCUUACUAAACCGGAUGUAAACGAAUUUCCAGUCUUAAAAGCUGAUGCUAUAAAAUUCAUAAUGAUAUUUAGAUCUAUUUUACCACGAGAACAAGUUGUUGGAAGUUUACCACAAAUGAUUAGGCAUUUAUCAGCAGCAAGUCCUGUUGUGCAUAGUUACGCUGCAUGUGCAAUAGAAAAAAUUCUUGUUCUUAAAAGUCAAGCGAAUGUACCAUUAGUCAAAGGAGAAGAAAUUGCCCCUCUUGCCACGGAUUUAUUGAAACACUUGUUUGGGGUUCUUGAUUCUCCAGGAUCAGAAGAAAAUGAGUAUAUAAUGAAAGCUAUAAUGAGAAGUUUUGCUACUUUGCAAGAAGCAGUCGUACCCUUUUUAGCAGAUUUAUUACCAAAGUUGACGCAAAAAAUUACAAUAGUUGCCAGAAAUCCCAGUCGUCCUAAUUUUAAUCAUUAUCUUUUUGAAACCCUGAGUAUAUCUAUUAAGGUUGUGUGUAAAUCGAAUCCAGAUGCCUUUGUAUCCUUUGAACAAGCCCUUUUUCCAACCUUUCAAGGAAUUUUACAACAAGAUGUUCAAGAAUUCAUACCGUACGUUUUUCAAAUUUUGGCUCUGCUUAUGGAAUUACAAGCUAGUUACAGGCCUAACAUACCCGAUUCAUAUAUGGCAUUAUUUCCAUGUUUAUUGUCACCUGUUCUAUUUGAAAGGCAGGGUAAUAUUCAUCCAUUAAAUCGACUUUUACAAGCAUUCGUGAGUAAUGGAUCAAAUCAAGUCAUAGCACAGGAUAAAAUCAGUGGUUUACUAGGUGUAUUCCAGAAAUUGAUAGCUUCGAAAGCAAACGAUCACGAAGGAUUUUUAUUGAUACAGACCAUCAUUGAAUACUUCCCUCCAGAUACCUUGAAACCUUAUAUUAAGCAAGUUUUUAUAUUACUUUUUCAAAGACUUUCGUUCAGCAAAACGACAAAAUUUGUUAAAGGCCUUAUUGUACUCUUCUGCUUUUACGCUAUUCGCUAUGGCUCGAUGGACUUGGUUUCAAUGAUAGAUUCGAUUCAACCUCAAAUGUUUGGUAUGGUAAUAGAAAGAGUAUUUAUCGCAGAUUUGCAAAAAGUAUCGGGAGAAAUUGAAAGAAAAAUCACAGCAAUUGGUGUUUCAAAUGUCUUAACUAGUUGUCCAAGUAUGCUUGAAAAUCCAUAUGUAGCAUAUUAUCCUCGACUUUUAGCCAGUUUAAUAGAAUUUUUUGAAUUACCACACGACGAAACUCAAUUACCAGAAGAUCAGCAAGAUUUUGACAUGGCCGAUGUAUCGGGCUAUCAAGCAGCCUACAGUCAAUUGGUAUUUGCAAGAAAACUAAAAAGAGAUCCCCUAGCUUCUAUUUUGGAUGUACGCUUAUAUCUUGCAAAAGGACUUGGUACGAUGGAACCAAGUCAGUUACGUGGUUUAUUGGGACAAAUUCCUGAGCCAAAUGCAAAUCACCUUAGAAAUUAUCUUCAAACAGCUGGGAUUACUGUUGCAUAAUACGAACCUCAAAUUCGGGAAAGGUUGAAAAUACACUUGAUGUCCCGUAAGUUCAAUAGCAUCGAAUUAAAUAAGACAUGAUUAAUAAAAUCGAAGUUAAACAUUUAGUAUUGAACAAGUAUAUGGCAAUAUCA
Messenger RNA from Ceratosolen solmsi marchali, 3175 nucleotides. RefSeq names its product chromosome segregation 1 (gene Cse1). The record is from RefSeq and is a predicted model, not a curated record. Gene Ontology annotation, biological process: protein export from nucleus; protein import into nucleus. Gene Ontology annotation, cellular component: cytosol; nuclear envelope. Bases 132 to 3041 code for a protein of 969 amino acids. The transcript is spliced from 16 exons. Gene Ontology annotation, molecular function: small GTPase binding; nuclear export signal receptor activity. NCBI's taxonomy places the organism in Eukaryota, Metazoa, Arthropoda, Insecta, Hymenoptera, Agaonidae.